Molecule: messenger RNA, 1833 nt
Organism: Iphiclides podalirius (scarce swallowtail)
Lineage: Eukaryota; Metazoa; Arthropoda; Insecta; Lepidoptera; Papilionidae
Source: the annotation of a GenBank genome assembly
AUGAGCUCCUCACCAGCCGUGGAGCCUUCGUCGCCGUCCACCACCACACCGUCGUCGCCGGCGCUGCGGGCGAACGACCACGGCCAGUUUCAGACGUCCACGCCUAAUUACGUGAACAAGAAGCAGUACCAUCCACCGCUAAACGUUAUCCUGCCAGCAACUGCUCCGGGUACACCCCCCACAUUUGGUAGGCCUAGCGGUCAAGGGCUGAGUGAGUGUCGUGUCUUGUCCACCGCCAGGCGAGCCGACCUUGACGCCGCCGCCAAGGUCGCCCGGGGCAGCGCGGCCACCCCCGCCUCAGGCGACGGCCGGGGCCACCCACCAGACGGCACAUCGUCCGACAAGUCCUCGGAGACGGCCGCUGGCGUGUCCCGCACGCCCAGCACGGCCCUAUCCCGAAAGGAGAGCUACAAGGCGCAGAGGCAGCAUUAUAGACGGGAGAAGAAGAGGGCCGCGUCAGCGUUGCUCCACUCAAUCGAGGACCCCACGGUGGUGGUGCUGGCCGACUGGCUGAAGGUCCGAGGCUCCCUGAAGUCCUGGACGAAGCUAUGGUGCGUCCUAAAGCCCGGCCUACUGCUUCUGUAUAAGAGCCCCAAAGCCAAGAGCAGCCACUGGGUGGGCACCGUGCUGCUCACCUCGUGCCGAGUGAUCGAGCGGCCGAGCAAGAAGGACGGCUUCUGCUUCAAGCUCUACCACCCGCUGGAGCAGAGCAUCUGGGCGCCGCGCGGGCCGCACAACGAGACCAUCGGAGCCGUGGUCCAGCCGCUGCCGACCGCUCACCUGAUCUUCCGCGCACCCUCGCAGGCGGCUGGCCACUGCUGGCUCGACGGGCUGGAGCUGGCUCUCCGAUGCAGCAAUGCUAUGCUCAGGUGUUCCCGGUCCAGACCGGAGCAGACCGUGGAACCUGAAGCGCCCGCCACCCAGACCAACAUCUCGCACGAGGAACUGGAGAAGCAUUUCAAUGAGCACGUCAAGCAAGUGGAUUUGUCCACCCGGAGCUCCCCCAUCCCCGUGACGUCACCCCCCGACCAGACCCCGGGCCGCUGCCGCUCGGCGGACCCCAGGCCGAAGAAGGCCAAGGCGGGCCGUGGCUCGGUGUGGGCGCAGUUCGUGGAGUCCAUAGAGACCCUCGCGCGGGAGCACGACACCAGCGACUCGCAGUCGCCGGAGAGCGAGAAGCGCGACCCCGGCUUCCUGGACUUCCUGAGGAAGAGGGACGAGAGACCUGCUCCGGAGGCGAUCGCCCAGAAGAGACUGAGCAAGAGUCUAGCGUCCAGCCCUCUGAGGGUCGACGCGCCGAGGAGGUCGCCGAUCCUGAGGUACUUCGACCUGCCCAAGCUGCCCGUCCAGGUGGACAGGAGCCGGAGGAGGUUGCCCUCCUCGAGCACUCUCGACGAGGGCCUCGACAAGCCGCCCUCGCCGAAGAGACGCAGCUCCACCCCGUGCACCUUGAAGUCCAAAUUGGCACGGCAGCGCAUCAGCGACCUGCGCCGCACCGGUUUCAAGACCGACACGGAGAACGACGAGGCGCCGAAGAGGGUGGCGGGCGGUUCCGAGGUGCUAUGCGACGCCCCCGGCAGCGUUCUGAUAACGAAGACCGCGCCCUCGGUUGAGAGGUUCGCGUGCAGCAGCUCGUCGACCAGCGACGGCUGCGACGGCAAGCCGGACGGCGCGUCGUACCGCCACGGCUCGCCGUCGGUCGGCAAGUUCUCGCUGAUCGACUACGCGAAGUUGCCAUCGGCCAGCUUCGAGACCGUCCAGUCGGAGAGGAGGGGCAACAGGCUCUCCAGCCAGAGCGUCUACGUCACCGGCAAGGUGCUGGAGAGCGGUAGG